Molecule: messenger RNA, 4044 nt
Organism: Paramormyrops kingsleyae
Lineage: Eukaryota; Metazoa; Chordata; Actinopteri; Osteoglossiformes; Mormyridae
Gene: rasl11b
Product: RAS-like, family 11, member B
Molecular function (GO): GTP binding; GTPase activity
Source: RefSeq, a predicted model, not a curated record
CACAUCCUUCCCCUGGCUAUGUUAUAACCCCCCGCCUUCCUGUGUUUCUCCAUCUCACUAGCAUAAUGAUAUGCCCCGCCAGUUACCCUCUUUUCAAAUGGCAAUCGUUUGAUGUUUAUUCCCACUUCAUAGUAACGACUCUUCAUUCAGAGUCAGGAUCAUGCACCUCGCAGCAGGACCACGGUUUGCUCCCGUAGCCCAAUACGCAACCAUGUUGCCAUGACAACAAAGGCGGGGCCAAGCAUUAACCAAUGCAACUUACAUGUGCCACGCCGAGACCCGCCCCCAUGACAGGGAUACGAGGUACGGCAGCCCUCAGUUAUCUAGGAAAUGGUCAGCCACGCCUCGGUGAGCCUGAUCAGGAUAAGCAGCUAGGAGCUGGAUGGAUGGGUAGUCAGCCAUAUCUCCUGAUAAGCGAAUCCACAAAACACAGCCUGCUGAUGGACCCAAGCUACAUGUAAGGGCAAAGAUGUCCGCUGCUAACUCUGGAGGAGGGUUCCAGUCCACGUGAAACCGUCCCCUAUUAUUGUUAUCCAUCCAUUUUCUGUACCCGCCUGUCCUAUGCAGGGUUGCAGGAGUCCAGAGCCUAUCCUGGAAGCUACAGGUACCAGGCAAGGAAAAAACCUAGGAUGGGGCGCCAAUGCGGAACAAGCAAACUCCACACAUACAGCCAGGGUGCAAACCAGAACGCUGGUCCAGAGGCAUGAGACAACAGUGCUAACCACCAUUAUUAUUAUUGCUGCUCCUACAAGGCUAACUAUAAUAAUUACAAUAUAACAGUAAUAGCUGCAUAUUAAAGAACUUAUCAGGACAAUAUCGGGUGCAGUAGCCCUUGGAUUUGUAUUGUUCAUAGAAUUUGGCCCUCUGGAAAAAAUAAUUGGGGACCCCUGGUGUAGAGUAUGAAGAAUACCAGGCGUGCUUUUUAAAUCACACAUCUGGUCAUCUGGAAUAUUUCAUAUCUGUCUUAUAUUAGACUCUACAGAACAACUGGAGCACAGUUUAUAAGAUUAAAACAAACAGAAAAAACCAAACUGGUCACCUGUGCAGCGGUAAGAUCCUGCCGUCAGCGGCUUGUGUGGCUGAUGCCCACUAAAAUGGACACUAAUGCUCCCCACACCCCACCCCCCCAUUGGGGGGGCGAAGGGGGCCUCAGAUGUGGAUGGCGGGCGACACGUCUAUUUCAUAUUUCAGGCACCGGGCAGCUCUGUCAUCGCAGCUCGUAUCAAACGUAUCAAACAUGCAUUCCAGAGGGUAAUAACAGAAAGGAGCGAAUGCCAAAUACCCGAGGACGAGGUGAAAGAGGAGAGAGAGGGAGAGAGAGGGAGGGAGAGGAGAGGAGCAGGGGGAAAGUAGGACAAAGGCACACAGAAGGUAAGAAAAAUAUUGUGGGCGUUACUCCAGGUCAACCUCUCUGCCAAAAAACUUCAUAAAAGUUUGUGUGCCCAGGUGGAGCAGAAGUGUGAGUAGCUGAUAUGGGGUUCGGGUCACCACCAGGGGGUCUAGCUCCCCCAAAAUCAGUGCCUUUGCCCCUCCCCCCCAAAAAAACAAAAACAAACAAAAGUUCACCCAAUAGUGCUAUAAGAAAAUAACGAAGAAUACCUUUAUUGUUGGCCUACCCCUCCCAGCAUCCUGGUUGCUCCACUGCUCCCUACUCAUGCCACCCCCCUCCCCCAUGAAAAUAUGAGGCCCAGGUGACAGGUUUGUUCUGCCACCAACACUGGAGUACAAUCAUGAGGGAUAAACAGACCAGCCCCCCCCCAACAUACAGCCCUGCAGUACAGACAGACAUACAGACAUCUGAUGACAGGAGACAGACCAAACACUGUCUGCUAAGUCUCUCAGGUGAUCUGUGGUUUCAUUAUUGAAGACAGAUGUUCGGCACCCCCGUGCGUCAGUCGGCUGCGUACUGAGCAUGUGCAGAGCCAUCUGGCCCUACUGUGAGCAGCAAGGCUGUAUUCUCGGUCCAACAUGUCCUGGGCGCGUCCGGACAGGCUGGAGGGGGUCCAGCUUGCUGGCCUGUCCUGCCCAGUCCAGCACGAAUAAACACACUAGUACUGGGCCGAAAGUCCACGCUUACAUAACUCUGCAAAAUACUGAUUUCAUGCACACAUACCUGAGACAGAACUGUGUACACACUGAGUCACACACUGCAGAGCAUACUGUAGCAUGGCUUAUUAAGCCAACUCAAAACAAGAGAAGUUGUAAGCUGUUCUAUGUGUUCCUGUAUGUCUAAGCAUAUCACUCUUGUUUCUGUUACUGUGUUUCUGUUACCAGCAAUUAAAUGUCUUUAAUACACGAAUCAAGUGGUCAUGUUACCAUCAGUUCAAGAAAACCGCAAACAUGUUCAACAUCUCAGAUCAUAUUCAACACUAUUCCAGCGGUUAGCAUAAUUAGACAAGGCUGACGCACCAUUUUCAUGUCAGGUAUAUUUAAGUUUUUUUUUGCUAGGGUUUUUUUUAAUUAUUAUUUUAUUGUCUGCACUUGCAAGAAAGUCGGGGAGUAUUUUAAAUGCAAACGGCAGAAAGGCUAAGUGCAGCCAUGAAUCCCAGUGCUGAAUCCCGUCUCCGUUUCGCCCAUUCUCCGCUGCAUUUUGCCUACCUGGCGAUCGGUUCGGGCUCCCUGGUACACGUGAAAGCAGCAGCGGAUCGGCAGCCAAUCAGCGCAGAGCCGCCCUUCACCACUAUAAAGACAGCAGACCUGGGAUCGGACACAGUCUUGACUGUUACGGUCUCGGGAGGGUACGACCAAGUAGCUGUUCAUGCAUGAACUCAUGAAGAAGACUGCCGGGUUUCUAUAAACGCGCUUCCAGCUUUAAAGUCUGAAGAUUAAUCGGUUGGCACGUUUUUAAAAUAACAGCGUAUUCCGGUCGUCGUCUGGAUUUUCUUUUUCGCUCUAAAGUUAAAAAUCAGCUAAUUUUGACAAGAUGCGCCUGAUCCAGAACAUGUCUACUAUCGCGGAAUACCCAUCGACCGAGUGUCCCGGUGGCAGGAUCCUCAAGAUCGCUGUCCUUGGGGGCAGUGGAGUUGGAAAAACCGCCCUUGUAGUGAGAUUCCUCACUAGGCGUUUCAUCGGUGAUUACGAGCGAAACUCGGGUACUCUGUACUCAAGAGAAGUCCAGGUUGACGGAGAACAAGUGGCGAUUCAGGUGCAAGACACCCCAGGACUCGAUUGUGAGGCAGGAACCACACUCUGUGUCACAGAUCAGGUGACCCGUUCCAUCCAAUGGGCAGACGCUGUGGUCCUGGUCUACUCUGUGACAGUCGACCGGAGCUUUGACCUGAUUGCCCAGCUGCACCAGCAUGUGCGCACCUGCCGGCCAGAUGCCCGUGUGCCCAUUGUGAUCCUGGCUAAUAAGGUGGACCUGCUCCACGUGCGGCAGGUGGACACUCAGAGGGGCCUCCUGCUGGCCGCUACACUAGGCUGUGCCUUCUGCGAGGUGUCCGCCAGUGAGGGUGAUGGCCAGGUGUGCAGUGCCUUCCACCUGCUUUGCAGGGAGCUGGGCAAGCAGGCACCCCCUGCUGGCACAGCGGAGAAGAGGCGUUCGCAGCUUUUGCCACGCCCCAAGUCACCCAACAUGCAGGACCUGAAGCGGCGUUUCAGACAGGUGCUGUCGGCCAAGGUUCGCACGGCCACCUCCGUGUGAGGUGCUCAUUGUGCCUGACUACCGUGUCACUUCCUGUUGAAGUGGAAUGAGUCAUACAUCCUACAGCUGCGACUGCCUAAACUCCCUCUGACUCCUGGGAAACUGCUGGAUUUUCAGGGAGGAGACUCUGCCAUCCAUUGACAAGCAGCUCUCCUCUGCCAUGUGGAAAGAGCAGAUACAGAUUUAAAGGGAAGUCCGCAGACAGGAUGUACUCUGAAAGCAGAACUGCAGUCCUUGGCAGCCUGAUGAGUGGGAAGGCAGAUGCCUCUCCUCCUGAUUGGUGUCAAGUCUGCUUUAUAAGAGGCACACCUCAGCCUGAAGUCUGCUCUGGGCUGUGCCCCUGUCCCAUAAUCCACCUUUUUUGAUGUUCUUUUUUUUUUUUUUUUGGGGGGGGUCUGAUU